Messenger RNA from Meyerozyma guilliermondii ATCC 6260, 855 nucleotides. It is a transcript of the gene NCE103, whose product is annotated as carbonate dehydratase. Bases 1 to 855 code for a protein of 284 amino acids. Gene Ontology annotation, molecular function: carbonate dehydratase activity; zinc ion binding. The transcript has a single exon. Lineage: Eukaryota; Fungi; Ascomycota; Pichiomycetes; Serinales; Debaryomycetaceae. Gene Ontology annotation, cellular component: cytoplasm. The record is from RefSeq and is a predicted model, not a curated record. Gene Ontology annotation, biological process: cellular response to oxidative stress; cellular response to carbon dioxide; carbon utilization.
AUGCCGCCACAAUUUUCUCACCACACACUGGUUUUAUUUCGUAGCUAUAGACAACUUGGUACCUUGAGUCGCAUCAUGGGUAGGGAAAAUAUUCUCAGAUAUCAAUUAGAACAUGACAACGAGACGGACUUGGCGCUGGCCGAUUAUCUCAAGACUUCAGCUCGUGCUAGUUCUCACUCCCAUACUCCAUUUCUGUUGCUGAAGGAGUCCACCAAGAAGGAUUUUUUGGAUAACAAUCGUUACUUUGUUGAUUCCAUCAAACAUAACCAUUCAUCUGAGGUAUUUGAACUUAAUGGAAGAGGACAAUCUCCUCAUACUUUAUGGAUCGGAUGCUCUGAUUCUCGUGCUGGAGAAAGCUGUUUGGCUACUCUUCCAGGUGAGAUUUUCACCCAUAGAAACAUUGCCAACAUUAUCACUGCUAGUGAUAUUUCUUCACAAGGUAUCAUUCAAUUUGCAAUCGAUGUUCUCAAAGUUAAAAAAAUCAUUGUUUGUGGUCACACCGAUUGUGGAGGCGUAUGGGCAUCGCUCUCGUCCAAGAAGAUUGGUGGGGUACUUGAUUUAUGGCUCAAUCCUAUCCGUCACAUUAGAGCUGCCAAUUUGAAACUCCUCAAUGAGUACAAUGAUGAUCCUAAAAUGAAGGCUCGUAAGUUGGCAGAACUUAAUGUGGUGCUGUCUGUGAUGGCGCUCAAGCGUCACCCAUCUGCCUCGAUGGCUCUUAAAAAUGGCGAAAUCGAGGUGUGGGGAAUGAUGUACGAUGUGAGCACCGGCUACUUGAACGAGCUUGAAAUUCCAGAUGAUGAGUUUGAAGACUUGUUCCACGUGCACGAUGAGUCGGACGAUAUCAACCCUCAUUAA